GCAUAUCAUUCACGGGUUGCCCCAAAAUUCAACUAUAAAACCAUGGAUGAAAAAAAACCCUAAAUCACAAACUCAAAAGAUCCUGUCUUCCUUCCUCCCAUGAACCCUAAUUCGGCCAUGGGUUCAAAGACUCUAGCAAUGUUGUAUAUGUGCAUGUUUUGCAUGUUGAUCACAUUGCCACCAGCUUACUCUUGGCAACAAAACUGCCCACCACCCUACCCGCCCUACGGCGGCCGCCCCUCCCCGCCGUCAACCCCCGGCCACCACCAUCCUCACCCGCCGUCGCCUCCCAAACACCGCCCAAGCCCACACCCACACCCACACCCGCAUCCACCGCCCUCGCCUCCCAAGCACCGCCCUCCAACACGGCCCCACCCUUCCCCACCCCACCCGCCCGUCGUCGUGCCACCAAUAAUCAUGCCGCCUCCGGUCAUCUCGCCGCCAAUAAUCAUGCCGCCUCCCGUCAUAUCGCCGCCAAUAAUCAUGCCGCCUCCGGUCAUAAACCCACCAGGAAUCAUCCCACCCAUCAUAAACCCGCCGGUGACGAGGCCACCGCCGUCCUCCUCGUACCCUCCCUACACCCCUCCCGGCGGCAAACCAGGAGGGGGAGGAACACCUCCGCCCCCAGCGACGUGCCCCAUAGACGCGCUGAAACUAGGGCUCUGCCUCGACGUACUGGGAGGGUUGGUCCACGUGGGCAUCGGAAACCCGGUGGAAAACAUAUGCUGCCCGGUGCUCCAAGGGCUUCUCGAGUUGGAAGCGGCCGUUUGUUUGUGCACAACAAUAAGGCUUAAACUUCUCAACCUCAACAUUUUCCUUCCUUUGGCGCUACAGCUGCUGGCGACGUGUGGCCUCACGCCGCCCAAGGGAUUUGUAUGUCCACCGCUGGUUUAAUAUGAUAUGAUCCAUGGCCGCCGUGUAUUAUCUGCUUAAUAUUCUUGGUAAUAUCAGUAGAUUCUGCUAUGCAUCGCGGUUUGGGCUUCAUUUCCUGAUUAAUUUCCUAAUAUUUUCUAAAAUGGUUUGUAUUACUACUUGUGUUUCGUCAGACUAAAAGUUUGUCAUCUUUGUGUUAUUACUACUACUUGUAUUAAUUUGAUGUUUUUAUUUUUCUUCAA
Salvia miltiorrhiza (redroot sage) is the source of this 1115-nucleotide messenger RNA. Its product is annotated as 36.4 kDa proline-rich protein. The record is from RefSeq and is a predicted model, not a curated record. The transcript has a single exon. Lineage: Eukaryota; Viridiplantae; Streptophyta; Magnoliopsida; Lamiales; Lamiaceae. The coding region runs from base 100 to 894 and encodes 264 amino acids.